UUUUUUCAAUUUCUGAAGCUCAAAUACUAAUUCGAAUAUUUUUUUAUGUAUUAAAUUAUUUAAUAGUAGUAGUAAGUAGUAAGUAGUCAUUAUUUGGUAUAUCCAAAUUAGUGAACAUGUCUAAAGUCUUUUAAUUUUGUAAAUCUAGCCAGAAUCCGCUUUUGGGAAUCUUAUGAUUUUCAAUUCUUGAUUGAAUUAAUUCUUGUCAAUUGAGACAUUGUAUAUAACCUAUAUAACUUAAUAGAAUAUAAAAUGAAAUUAUCGAAACAAUCAAAAUUAAAUACUAAAAAAGUGGAAUUAAAAUUAACAGGAAAAUCUCGAAAACAAAUGCGGAAAGAACUUAGAAAGCAAAAAAAAAUGAAUAAAUUAAUUUAUUUUAAAAAUAAACGUGAAUUAUGUGUGAAUAUAUCUAAUAUUAAUGAUAAUAAAACGAAUAAUAACAAAAUCAUUAACAAAGAGAUAAAUCGAUUAAAAAGUUCUAAAAAAUGUACAAAAAAGAAUUGUUUUGAAAAAGAAUAUCAUUCAGUAAUAUCUAUGAUCAACUGUUCCGAACAGGUUAAAACCAAAAAAAGUGAGGAAUUUGAAUAUAAAAAAAAAAUACAAAAAUGUAAAUUACUCAAACUAGCUAAUUUAAAAGAAGACAAAGAAAUUAGAAAAUUGGAAAAGAAAUUAAAAUUAACUAAAAGAAAGAAGAAGACAAUCCCUAAAUCUUUUGUAACUGAUGGUUUAGAUUAUAUUUUGGAUUUUUGUUUACAAAAAAACAAAAAAUAUAUUAUAGAAACAAAAGAAGAAAUCUUAGAAGAUGAUAGUAAUCAAUUUAAUAUAAAUUCUUUAGAAGUAGAAAAAAAUAUGUAUACAAGUAGUGCAUUAGAUAAUAUUAAAGAAAAUAAAAAUGAAAAUAUCGAAUUAAAAAUGAAAAAUGAUACAUUAAUUAUAGAACAAAGUAACAAUAAUAGUUCAGAUAAAGAUAAAGUUUUAAAUACACAAACUAAAAAAAUUGAUAGUAUUGAUAAUGAUGAAGAUUUUUGGGAAGAUAUUUAUGGAAGAAAAAGAAAUAAAGAAGGUAAUAUUAUAUAUGCAAACAAUGCAAACAAAUAUGUUCCACCUGCUAUACGAGCAACUAUUACACAUAAUAUAAAUUCAAAUGAAGAUGAAAAAUUACAUUUUUUAAAAAAACAAUUAAAGGGUUGUUUGAAUAGAGUGGCAGAACAUAAUAUGCAUAAUAUAGUAAAUCAGAUAGAAGCAUUAUAUAUGACAAAUAGUCGUAAUAAUAUGAACAAUAUAUUAUCAGAGUUAGUGCUUGAAAGUUUAAUAUCACAUGUAAUUACACCAGAUCGUCUUAUUUGUGAACAUAUGAUGUUAAUUGCAAUUUUACAUGCUAAUAUUGGUAUUGAAGUAGGUGCAAAUUUUUUAGAAAAGCUUAUUAAAAAAUUUAUUGAAAUCAUGGAGAAAUUUCAAAAUAUAGAAAAUAAAGAAUUGGAUAAUGUAGUUCUUAUUAUCUCACAUCUAUAUAAUUUUAAAGUAUUUGGAUACAAGCUUCUUUAUGAAAUACUUAACAAAUUUAUAAUAAAAUUUACAGAAAAAGAAAUUGAAUUAAUAUUACUUAUCUUAAAGACAGUAGGAUUUUCAUUGAGAAAGGAUGAUCCAAAUGCUUUAAAAGAAUUUAUACAAAAUUUACAACGAAAAGCUGUUCAUGAAAGUGAAAAAAAUUCAAGAGUUAAAUUUAUGUUGGACAUUUUAUUAGCAAUAAAAAAUAAUAAUAUUAAUAAAAUACCUCAAUAUGAUCCUUCUCAUGUGGAACACUUAAAAAAAGUUAUUAAAAAUAUAAUACGAAAAGGCAAUACAAUAACACAAUUCAAUGUAUCACUGGAGGAUUUAUUACAUGUUGAUGAAAAAGGAAAAUGGUGGAUUAUAGGAUCAGCUUGGUCUGGUUCAAAUAAUAUAAGUGACAAAACAAAUUUAAAAGAACAUAAUAAUCUUAAUUUUAGUAUACAAAUUUUGAAAUUAGCACAAAAACAAAGAAUGAAUACUGAUAUAAGAAAAAAUAUUUUUUGUAUUAUUAUGACAGCUGAAGACUAUUUAGAUGCUUUUGAAAAACUUCAUCAUCUUGAUUUGAAAAAUCAACAAGAAACAGAAAUCAUACAUGUAUUAAUACAUUGUUGUUUACAAGAAAAUAAAUUUAAUCCUUACUAUGCAAUAUUAGCUCAAAAAUUAUGUGAAUAUAAUAGAAAAUAUCAGCUUACAAUACAAUGCAAUUUUUGGGACAAAUUGAAAACAUUAGAAGCAUACAAUAAUAAACAACUAAUUAAUUUAACACAAUUUUUAAUUCAUUUACUCAUUGAAAAAUGUCUUGCUUUGUCAAUUUUGAAAGUUAUUCAAUUUACUGAACUUGAAAAACAUACUAUUACAUUUCUUAGACAAAUUAUAUUGGGAAUUCUAUUGCAUGAAAAUGAACAGGCUUCUAUCCAAGUAUUCGAAAGAAUAUCUGUUUCUUCUCAAUUACAGACUUUUAGAGAAAGUCUUCGUUUAUUUAUAAAUUGUUUCUUGGUAAAAAAUAUAGAUAUGUGUACUAUAUUAGAUAAGGAAAAAAUAAUAUUAAAAAAGAGAAUCGAAAUUGUAGAUAAAAUAUUAAUUUUACAUGGAUCUAAAAUUAUGUUUUAAAUUUUAUAUAGAAUAAAAAGUUUUAUUAAAAAUUUAAAAAAAAAUUUAUUAAAAGUUUUAUUAAUUUUAUUAAAAAUAUAAUAAAAAAAAUCACUUUAUAAAAGCAUUGAACUAUUUAACUUUUCUUAUUAUUAAUUAUUUAUCAUAAAUGAAAAUUUAAAGCAAAUAAUCUAAAAUUCUUAAAUCAAUUUCUAAUUUUUCAGGAUUAAAUAAAAUUAUUAUCAUAUAUUUAUUUUUUAUAUUUAUUAACAUACAUGUGUGUGUGUGUGUAUGUGUGUAAAAUAUAAUCUUAUAUUCUUUAUGUAAUUUUAUAUUCUUCUUAAGUGUUCCUGCAUUGUUAAUUAUUGUUUUUCAAAAGUCUGCAUGCAAAGUUUAUAAAUAUUCUCAUAUUUUGAAUUUAAAGAACCAUUGCAUCCAUAUCCACCUAAUCGAUGAAUGCGAAGAAAAUCAUCACAAUUAAUAUUACCAUCAUUGUUACAAUCCUAAAAAUAAACAUAUAAAGAAGAAAAGUAAAUAAUUAUGCUCUAAUCAUAGAAUGUUAUAUAGAAUGUUUUAUGAAUUAUUUAAACUUCUACAUAUAAUUAUCAAUCGAAUUAUUCAUUAUAAAAAAAAUGUUUCAAAUAAAACUUAUAUUUUGAAAUGUUAUGUUUUGAUGGAAAUAAUUUAAUAUAAAUGAUUUCUUCAUUGUUGAAAUAUAAAGAAUAUAUUUUAUUUUUUUUAAUAGAAUUAUAUAUUUUUUUGAUAUAUUUUUUCAUUUCUCAUAAAGAAGUGUUGUCAUUUUUAAAAAUAUUUUAAUUUGUAUUUUGGAAAACUGCCAUAUAAAAAAAUGAUAUAACUUUUUAUAUUCAUUUCUUUACAUUAUAAUAAAUUUUACAAAAUUAAAAUGUUUAUUAAAUUAAUAAUUUUUUAUAUAUUUUAAAGUUUAAUAAUUUUUUUAUAAAAAAAAUAGCCCAAUUGCAUCAAUUAAUAUAUAUAUAUAUUGAUGCAAUUAGAUUAUUAUAUAUUUAUAUAUAUUAUUAUAUAUAUUAUAUAUUAGAAAUAUACUUAAAAAAUGGAAUUGAUUCUCAAAAUCUUAUUCUUUUAGAUAUUUUCAUUUACAGAAAAAUUAUUUGAAUUCACAUAUUUUUUUUUAAACAAAAUAAAAUAUUACUUAUAUAAGUAAAUUUUUUUUCCUGAAAGCUUUAAAAUAACGAAUUCGAUAAAUAAUUACAUGCUUAAAUGAAAUUUAUAUUAAUGUAUCUUGUAUACCUGAGCAAAUUUCAUCAUGUAACCUUGUACUGUACGAGCUGCACAAUAAGGAUCGUUUACACAUCGUGCAUAUGCUAAAUGAAAAGCAAAUUUUUUUUUUUAAUUAUUUAUUUUUUAUUUAUUUUUUUAAUUAUUAAAUUUCAUUUAUAAUAAAAUUAUAAUUAAAUAUGUAUACUAACCAUUUUCGUUUAAAUUAUCAUCAAGUGUUGGUUUACCGGCAUCAGCCCAAUAAUUCCAUGUUAUACGAAAUGGUCCGCAAACAGAUUCAUCACAACCAAUUGUAAUAUUACAUCCAGAAGCAGCUUCACAUAUACAUCCCAGACAUACCCUUGGUACCAUUUCUGUUGCUAUUACCAAUGUUUGUUGCUC
Apis cerana (Asiatic honeybee) is the source of this 4278-nucleotide messenger RNA. Its product is annotated as nucleolar MIF4G domain-containing protein 1 homolog. Gene Ontology annotation, molecular function: RNA binding; protein binding. Gene Ontology annotation, biological process: ribosomal small subunit biogenesis. The record is from RefSeq and is a predicted model, not a curated record. Lineage: Eukaryota; Metazoa; Arthropoda; Insecta; Hymenoptera; Apidae. Gene Ontology annotation, cellular component: nucleolus.